UUCUUUCCCACAACCCACUUUCCUGUCUUAAAUCACACACAAUCUCUCCGUUUUUCUCUAAAGGCAAAAUGGUGGCUGAUAAAGGAAAGAAACCCAAGAUCCCAGAGAAAGUUGAAGAUGAAGAAAACGCAGAGCAAAUUGACAGUGAGCUUGUUUUGUCCAUUGAAAAACUCCAAGAAGUCCAAGAUGAACUUGAAAAGAUUAAUGAGGAAGCAAGUGAUAAAGUGUUGGAAGUGGAACAAAGAUACAAUGUGGUUCGGAAGCCAGUUUACGAUAAGCGGAGUGAAGUUAUCAAAUCAAUUCCUGAUUUUUGGCUGACGGCUUUCUUGAGUCACCCAGUUCUCUCCGAUCUAUUGACUGAAGAAGACCAAAAGAUCUUCAAACAUUUAACAUCCUUGGAAGUGGAAGAUUUUAAAGAUGUGAAAUUGGGCUACUCGAUCUCCUUUAAUUUCAGCCCCAACCCGUAUUUUGAAGAUUUAAAACUCACAAAGACUUUUACCUUUCUUGAUGAGGGUACUACAAAAGUUACAGCUACUUCAAUAAAGUGGAAAGAGGGCAUGGGUAUUCCUAAUGGGGUUUGUGGACAUGAUCAUGAGAAGAAAGGAAACAAGCGGUGUCAUGAGGAUGACAGCUUCUUUAGCUGGUUCAGUGGAAGUCAACAGAAAGAUGAUAUGGAUGAAAUUCACGAUGAAGUUGCAGAAAUAAUUAGGGAGGAUUUAUGGACGAACCCUCUUACAUAUUUCAACAAUGAAGCUGAUGAAGAGGAGUUUGGUGGCGAGGAAGGAGAUGAAGAGGAAAAUGGCACAGAUGACUCCGAAGAUGACGAAGAGGAUCAAGAAGACGAUGGUGAGGACGAAGGGAACUGAAUUGGUCUGUGUAAAGUGCUUAAUUAUAACAGUUAAAAAGUUUUCAUCUUUAGGGGGUUUCUAGAUGUUUCCUUAUUACUAUGUGGUUGGAAUGGCGGAUGUUUAUUAGUUGAUAGAUCUAUAGUUUAUUUGCGGGUAUUAUGGUACAAUGUAUUGCAACUUAAUCCUGCUGUGAACGAAGCAAAAAUGAGAGUAGUAGCUAGCGUCCAGUCUAAAAAUGUUUGGUUUAUCUUUGCUGAAGUCAACUAUUUGACUCA
This is a messenger RNA of Erigeron canadensis, 1123 nucleotides long. Its product is annotated as NAP1-related protein 1-like. Bases 69 to 866 code for a protein of 265 amino acids. The record is from RefSeq and is a predicted model, not a curated record. The transcript is spliced from 10 exons. Gene Ontology annotation, biological process: nucleosome assembly. NCBI's taxonomy places the organism in Eukaryota, Viridiplantae, Streptophyta, Magnoliopsida, Asterales, Asteraceae. Gene Ontology annotation, cellular component: nucleus; chromatin. Gene Ontology annotation, molecular function: chromatin binding; histone binding.